AUGAGUGUGCUCUCAACAUGCACACUUCUGAAGUUGGACCUUCAGAGCCUGCUAAGGGAAAAGGGCUUGGUUAUUGCAGCUCUUCAGGACAUGCCAAAAGAGCUUUUCCCACCAGUGUUCAUUGAGGCCUUCACCAGGGGGAACCCUGAGGUUCUGAAGGCCAUGAUGCUGUCCUACCCAUUUUGGUGCCUCCUCUGGGAGCACUGGGCGCUGAUGCAUUUGAGGACACAAAAGUCCCCACACAGUCCUUUUGAAAAAAUCACAGCAAAGCAAAGAAACCGAAGGACAUUGGAAGCUCUACUGGAGGGACUUGAUAUGCAGCUCUCCCAGAAGGUUCACCACAGAAGGUGGAAACUGCAGGAGCUGGAUUGGAGGAAUGUACACCAGGACUUCUGGACUGGAGGGCCUAGGGCCAUGAAAGCUGCUCAUUCAUCAGCUGUCAGUUAUGAGAGCCAUGGCAAACCUGGGGGGACUGACAAACAGCCACACUUGAUAAUAUUUGCAAACCUUCGCUUUAAACGCUGGAGUUCAUCUUGUGCCACACAAGACAAAGUACAACUCUGCCUCUUGAAGUGGGUCAGGGAGAGAAAAGCUUCAGUACACCUGUGCUGUGAAAAGGUCCGGAUCCAUUUCAGUGACGUCUUCAUAAUCCUAAAGCAUCUGCGAGCUGUACAACUGGACUCCAUCCAUAAGCUCCAUGUACUCAGUAACUGGGGUUGGGACAGCAUGAAAGCGUUUGUUCUUCACGUCAAGAAGAUGAAAAACCUUCACACACUUCACUUGCUAUGUGAGAGUCCAGAAAUGUUCAAUUCAUUUGAGAAAAACAACUGGUAUUCUCACAUCUGUGCUUUUCACUUAGGACAGCUGCAAAAUCUCCAGGAGAUUGUUAUGGAUGAAGUCUUUUUCUUGAAUGGUACUCUGCAUAAGUGGUUAAGGAGUCAGACCACCUUGCAGGUGCUUUCCUUGAGUUGCAGUCCACUGAAGGAAUCUGACCUGAAACAUCUGUCCCAAUGGGGAAGCACAAACCAGCUCAAGUCACUGACUCUGAGGUGUAUUUCAGUGGAAUCAUUCAAUCCUGAGACCCUCCAUGUUCUGAUAGACAAACUGGCCAUCACCGUGGAAACCCUGGUCCUAGAACAAUGUGACCUCACAGACUCCCAGCUGCUUGCCAUCUUGUCUGCCCUGAGGCACUGCUCUUGGAUAAAGACCUUCAGUUGUUACUGGAACCACUUUUCCCUAGGCAUCCUUCAGGACCUGCUACGCCUCAGUGCUGCACUGAGACACUUAUCCAAAGCGCUGUAUCCUGCCCCUAUGGAGUGCUAUGAUUCUAAUGAUGGAGGGAGUUUUGUGCACCAUGAUCAAGCAACACAGGUCUUUGCUGAAUUGGCAUAUGUCCUGGAGGACAUAAGACCAUCUCUUAGUGUCCUCAUCUGUACCUACUGUGCUUCCUGCAUGUUUUUUAAAUUCUAUAAGCUUUAA
This is a messenger RNA of Octodon degus (degu), 1479 nucleotides long. RefSeq names its product PRAME family member 12-like. Lineage: Eukaryota; Metazoa; Chordata; Mammalia; Rodentia; Octodontidae. The transcript has 4 exons. Gene Ontology annotation, cellular component: cytoplasm. The record is from RefSeq and is a predicted model, not a curated record. Bases 1 to 1479 code for a protein of 492 amino acids.